CCCUCAGCCAAUGGCGGACCCCUUGCCCGCCAAAACCUUCCUUGGGUCCAGAAGGCCUUCAAGCAUUUUUCAAGAGCAGAAGCUUCUUCCAGCCUGCAUCAAGUCCACUUUUAUGCCGAGCCAAGUAGGUACCACUCAAAGCUUUUGAAGGUACGUUUGCUGAUAAGGUUAUUGGUUGGGGAUGAUCUGAUCCAUUAAUCUGAGCAGACGUAAAGAAAGUUGCAUGUCGCAUUCUAGAUGCGCACGUUUGCGACAAUCAGAAGCACUCCGCUGAAUUGGUCAUUUCCCGCUUCACUUAACAAUCCCAUCAAGCGGACUUCAUCCCCACGUUGCUUCAUCUGCUUGCAUGAAACCCCCUUCCAGCUGGCAUCUAAUCAGAAAGCAGGUCAACUUAAAAACUCUCCGUUCUGCAGAGCAACAAACAAUAGCAUGGCGUCAUCAGGGUCGGAGCCUAGGGGAGGUGCAUCAGGGCUGGUGGUGGGACCAGGUGUUCCUGGAAAGUCAGAAAGGGAGAAGAUGCUCGCAGGAGAGUUGUACAGUCCGCUACAGAACCCUGAAUUGAAGACUCUGCAUCGACGAGCUGUCAAAGUGGUCAACGAGUUCAAUGAGACGCCCUUGGACGAGGAGGAGAGAAGAGCUGAGCUCAUGAAGGACAUUUUUGGGUCCAUUGGCACCACCCCGUACAUCGAGCCCCGCUUCUUCUGCGACUAUGGCAAAAACACCUUCAUCGGAAACAACUUCUAUGCAAAUGCGGGUCUCGUAAUCCUCGACGCCAACACCGUGCACAUAGGGAACGACGUGUUGUGCGCACCAAACGUCCAGAUCUACGCCGCCACGCAUCCAACGGACCCCGCGACUCGGGCCGCCGGCCUGGAGCUGGCUCUACCGAUCAGGAUAGGGAACAAUGUGUGGAUCGGGGGAAGUGCUAUCAUAAACCCGGGCGUGACGGUUGGCGACAAUAGCGUCAUCGGGUCCGGCAGUGUCGUCACACGUGACGUCCCACCAAACGUCGUUGUGGCGGGCAACCCGGCGCGGGUUCUUAAGCAGCUUGUGGGCACCGCUUGAGACUCAAAGAGUGUUGUCGAGAGUUGGAUACGACGAAGGCAUAGUGCAGAAAAUCUGCCCAGCAACAUGACUUGAGCAGGCGGGGCAUGGAGUCAACAAUGUUCGUCUGCGAGCCUGUCGCAUAGUGACGUUGACCUAAAGUUAUCCGCGGUCACGAGGUCACGAUGGUUCCGGUUGGCUGAAUGGUUGGCCAGAAGUGUACGGACGUGCUCAGUUGUGCGCAGAGCUUAGCAAGAGCAAUGUACAAAUUGCCUGGAUGAAUCACUCACUGACUACACCUAGCUAGAAUGAUCAGAUCAUCAUAUGGCGAUCGAAUUCUCACCGAGAGUCUUGUUUCAUCGUCUCUUCUAGGAGACACGCGAGUAAGGUACCAGCAAAUUUAGUAGGCACGAGAAUCUCGAGACAAAUAACCGUUGCCCUCGCAUUCUCAAGCCAGCCGCGCUGUGCGCUAGCGUAAGUUGAAUCCUAGCAGCUGGUUUGAUCUGAAAAGACGGUCGGGUUGUGCGGCGGCUCGUUCCCUGGCACGGUGGCAUGCCCUGCUUUAUUCCAAGGCGUGAGAUAAGCUCUGUUUUAGCUUCUCCUGUUAUAUCAAGCGUCAUCUUCACAAGAUUAAAGCAGGUCUUUCAGUAUACAUAUAAGAGAGGCUCGAUCUUUG
This is a messenger RNA of Klebsormidium nitens, 1720 nucleotides long. NCBI's taxonomy places the organism in Eukaryota, Viridiplantae, Streptophyta, Klebsormidiophyceae, Klebsormidiales, Klebsormidiaceae. The record is from the annotation of a GenBank genome assembly.